CAUUUGCCAUUUAUACGCAUCACGCACUCUAACCGACAACACCUUUGCUAUAUUUCAGUCUAAAAUAGAAAAAAAGUAACGAAAUGCUGGCACAAAACCUCUUUAUUCGUUAAAAAGUCAAGAUAAGAAGAAAAAAUAAAAACAACAGUUCAAAUUUUCAAAUUUCGUAAUCUCGAUUCCAAAUCCAAAAGUUCGUCACCAACGGAACUCCCCGAAAGUGAAAAGAGGCGGCACUCACUACACUCUGCAGUUACUUCCGACGUAACGCUACGCGCGUAAAGACGUCGGAUCGAACGCGUUCAAAAAUGUGUGUGAACGAGUGACAUGGAACACUACGUAGAUGGAAUUCAAAAUUUCAAAAUUCGAAGAAGAACAAGUGGAAAGAUGAAUCUGAUAAGUGUUUUUGUGAUUUUCGCGGCAUUUUCGAAUUGUGUUUUAAGUUCUGACGUUGAGAAUGACGUUCUGACUUUGCAAGACGACUUGGACUUGAAGGAUGAGGCUGCUUCGGACAGGAGAAGGCCGUCGAAUGAGCAAGAAAAGGAUAUACUUCUCUUGGAUGCUCUUGGGAGGAGGAAGGGAUCGUACCACCAUAAUGCCUAUGCAUCGUCACAGGAAGAUGACUCUAUCAUGGAUUUGUUGGGGAAAAUGAUACCCCAGACCUGUCGGUACCGUGGCGCCCGCUACCCUUGCGGUCUCAGCAUAUCCUGCGUGCUCGGAGGAGGGAAGCCUAUGGACCUCUGUUCGGGAGGGAUGAUCUGGGCCUGCUGUGUGGACAGAGACACGACAGAGAGGCCGAGCGAGGUUGCGCCGGUGGUGCAUAAUGCAAGUGAUCUCAUUGAGCUCAUUGGCACAUUCCCUCACGAAAACUACGACUACCAAAACACAAACCAAUUCGAAGACCCGAUCAUCAUUUACACCGACACUAACCUGCCGAAUCCGGCGCACAACCGGCCGAAACCGGAUCUGAACCGGCCGAAACCGGAUCUGAACCAGCCAGAACCGGACCCACCAAAGCCGGACUGGGAAUACCAGAACCACUAUUUUCACGUGAAACCCUCGUACCACGAGACAACGACGCAGAACACACAUUACAAUGAUGGUGAUGAUGAUUAUGUGCCAGUGCACACGAACGGUCAUAAGCCGCAGAGGCCAAGUUUUCCUGGUUGCGGGGAACAUUUCACCAGGUCGAACCGUAUCGUAGGGGGCCAUUCGACGGGCUUUGGGUCCCACCCCUGGCAGGCGGCACUGAUCAAGUCAGGGUUCCUUAGCAAGAAGCUGGCUUGUGGUGGGGCCCUGAUAUCUGAUCGCUGGGUCAUCACAGCUGCGCAUUGCGUUGCUACCACUCCAAACUCCCAGCUUCGCGUGCGGCUAGGCGAGUGGGACGUGAGAGAUGCUGGUGAAAGGUACUCGCACGAGGAGUUCGCUGUCCAGAGGAAGGAGGUGCACCCUGCGUACGAGCCGGCGGACUUCAGGAACGAUGUGGCGCUGGUGCAGCUGGAUAGGGGGGUGGUGUUUAAGCAGCAUAUACUGCCAGUUUGCUUACCUCAGAAGCAGAUGAAGUUGGCAGGAAAAAUGGCGACAGUCGCAGGCUGGGGCAGGACGCGACAUGGACAGAGCACCGUGCCUUCUGUUUUACAGGAAGUGGACGUAGAAGUGAUCCCCAACGAGAGGUGCCAGCGAUGGUUCCGCGCGGCCGGCAGGCGGGAGACGAUACACGACGUGUUCCUCUGUGCGGGAUACAAAGAGGGAGGCCGAGACUCCUGCCAAGGCGACUCCGGCGGCCCUCUCACGAUGAAGCUCGAGGGGCGAAGCACCCUCAUUGGGCUCGUAUCAUGGGGCAUCGGCUGCGGCCGCGAACACUUACCUGGAGUUUACACGAAUAUACAGAAGUUUGUGCCGUGGAUAGACAAACUUGUUAAUCCACAGUGAAACAGAACUGGAGAAGAAAAAGAAAUAGAUGAUGAGGAAGAAGAAGAAAUAGAUAAAGACAAAAAGAAUGAAGAAGUAGAUAAUAAAGACAAAAGAAAUGGAGAAGAAAGAGAUGCACAAAUGGAUAAGACACAAUCGACGUAAUUUGAAAGAACUCUGACGUUUGAUGAAGAUGGAACUGAAGAUGAAAAGUGAUAAUUAUUUUAAAAAGUUGAUGAUUAUAAACUAAAAUGUGAUUUUGAAGUGACAAGUAGACAAUAACUUGUGUUAUAAACGUAAUCAUGAAAAUACAACAGACUAAAGGUCAUAAAAUUUUGGAUCUUCUAAAAUUCAAUAAUUUAAAGAUCUCACUACGAGUUGUAGCAGUGAAUUUUGUGACAAAUAUCAACGUUUUACAAAAAUAUUCGUCUGUAUGUUAAAGAUGUUUCAAUUAAGCAUCCAAAAGACUACAUUCAUUAUAUUCAUGUCGUCCAUUAUUAUUAGAGAAUAGGAAAGUGGACAUAAUCUAAUUAAGGUUAACAA
Ostrinia furnacalis (Asian corn borer) is the source of this 2451-nucleotide messenger RNA. RefSeq names its product serine proteinase stubble. NCBI's taxonomy places the organism in Eukaryota, Metazoa, Arthropoda, Insecta, Lepidoptera, Crambidae. The transcript is spliced from 8 exons. The record is from RefSeq and is a predicted model, not a curated record. Gene Ontology annotation, molecular function: serine-type endopeptidase activity. Gene Ontology annotation, biological process: proteolysis. The coding region runs from base 325 to 1929 and encodes 534 amino acids.